UUGGUUAAUUUUUCACUCCAUCCCUUUAGAUGUGGAUGUGGUCGCCUAUUUGCAGAUCACGAGCCCGUUGUUCAACUCGAAGCAAAGAUCACAAAUCCUAAUAUCAACCAAGUUUCAAUUGGCCAAACCUCCGCACGACCCACUUUAAUGGCUCCGUUAUCUAUAUCAGGCUUAACUCAAACAGCAGCCACCCAAGAACGUUGGCAAGUGAAAAAACAUACUCGGGAGAUGCCUACAAAUGCUUACGGAACAGUUGAAUUCCAAGGUGGGCCACACCCCACCAAAGCACGGUAUGUCCGUCUUCAUUACGACACGCGUCCUGAGGCUGUAGUUCAUCUCCUUUUACACGAAUGGUGUCUUCGUGUGCCAUCCCUCGUCAUAUCGGCCCUUGGUGGACUGGCAAAUGCUCCUCUUCAGGCCAAGCUGCGUCGCGUUGUACAAUCUGGUCUUCUGCGAGCGGCCAAGACAACUGGCGCAUGGGUCAUCACUAACGGAUUGGACACGGGUAAAUCAAGGCUAUUGUUCUCCUGA
Molecule: messenger RNA, 531 nt
Organism: Protopolystoma xenopodis
Lineage: Eukaryota; Metazoa; Platyhelminthes; Monogenea; Polystomatidea; Polystomatidae
Source: the annotation of a GenBank genome assembly